This is a messenger RNA of Cavenderia fasciculata, 210 nucleotides long. RefSeq lists its product as uncharacterized. NCBI's taxonomy places the organism in Eukaryota, Evosea, Eumycetozoa, Acytosteliales, Cavenderiaceae. The transcript is spliced from 3 exons. The record is from RefSeq and is a predicted model, not a curated record. The coding region runs from base 1 to 210 and encodes 69 amino acids.
AUGAAAACGAUUGUUGGUGAAAAGGAUACAGAUAGUAAUAUAAGAUAUAAUAGUAUUGAAUCUGCCAAUUGGUUAAUUAGAUUAUAUGGUAGAGAAGGUGAUUAUAAUACAACAGAGUCAAUAUGUAACUCGACCUUAUUCGUUUGUGAACAAACAACAAAUCAAGAAUAUCAUAUCACUCAAGUAAUUGCACUAAAUUGGUUACUCUGA